This is a messenger RNA of Austrofundulus limnaeus, 1273 nucleotides long. Its product is annotated as transcription factor Spi-B. The transcript has 5 exons. The record is from RefSeq and is a predicted model, not a curated record. Gene Ontology annotation, cellular component: nucleus. The coding region runs from base 63 to 869 and encodes 268 amino acids. Gene Ontology annotation, molecular function: sequence-specific DNA binding; DNA-binding transcription factor activity, RNA polymerase II-specific. Gene Ontology annotation, biological process: cell differentiation; regulation of transcription by RNA polymerase II. NCBI's taxonomy places the organism in Eukaryota, Metazoa, Chordata, Actinopteri, Cyprinodontiformes, Rivulidae.
UUGUUUUAUUUGUGGUGUCUGAUGAGAAUCUUUUCUCUCUCUCUCCAGAUUGGGCUUAAGGCAUGUUGACAGAAAUGGAUACGAUGUCUUAUGUCACUGAGAUCAAGCUGAAUGGAGGCCGGGGGUGCUGGAGUGGAGUUGCUCCUUCCUCCUGCCCCGAGGUUGACCUGGAGGUCAUUGAGGAAUACCUGCAGGAGCAUUCCCUGGAGGUCCAGCCUGCUCACAUGCCCAUGACCACAAUGGGCCAACAAACGCACACACACUCCCACCGAGAUACCAGGAUCAUAGAAAAUAGCUGGUCAGGUCAGCAUGCAUAUAAGUGGCAUUGCGGUUCUCACACUCCUAACAAGGAAUACAAAGAGCUAGCGUCGCAUCCGGCCUGGCUGAGUCCUCACAACAACCAGUGGGAACACAUUGCAUACCCCUAUGAAGUUCCUGUAUAUAUCGACUCSGAUUCACAGUCGAGCAGUUCCCAGUAUCAGGAUUACCAAGAUUCACCAUCACCGUCGUCUGACAGAGAAGACAGRAAAGACAGAAACUUGCCUCUUGUCCCACUGUCAGGAAAGAGGAAAGAACGCCUGUUCCAAUUCCUGUUCGAGAUGCUUCAAACACCAUCGAUGAGAAGCUGCAUCUGGUGGGUUCAGUCCUCGUCUGGAACUUUUCAGUUCUCCUCUCAGAACAAGGAGAGCCUGGCCCAGCUGUGGGGCAAAAGGAAGGGGAACCGCAAGACCAUGACCUAUCAAAAGAUGGCCCGGGCCCUGAGGAACUACUCRCGCACCGGCGAGAUUCACAAGGUGAAAAGGAAACUCACCUACCGCUUUGACGAGAAGACGCUGAGAGGUCUACAAGGAGAGACUAAUUCUUUGUAGGGUGAAAAUGGGCAUCCACAUAGAAACAGAAUGAGCACAAAGAUUUUAAAAAAUCACCUAAUGUCCUUCCUGCUGAUUCUGACUCUGAGGAACUAUUUAAUGAGAAAUAAAUACUAAGUAUUUGAAAUGCCAAAGCUGUCUGCGGAACCUUAGUGGACACAGGACAAAGUAGGAAAUGAUGAAGUUUAUAAAUGUGAAUUUUUGUAACAGACUGUGUGUCAGAGAUCAACUGGCAUUCACCAAGUAAAUCUGAAAGAUUAUCACGUCUACUUUAUAAGUAGAAUUUAACUCCUUCUCAGAGUUAAUGUGUUUUUACUUUUUUAUGUGUGACUCUGUUGCAGAUGAUCAGCAGAUGAAAUAUAUGAUAUGAUCAUUUUAAAUAAAACUUAGGCUGUGUAAACAUU